Trichomonas vaginalis G3 is the source of this 873-nucleotide messenger RNA. RefSeq names its product PQ loop repeat-containing protein. Lineage: Eukaryota; Parabasalia; Trichomonadida; Trichomonadidae. The record is from RefSeq and is a predicted model, not a curated record. The coding region runs from base 1 to 873 and encodes 290 amino acids. The transcript has a single exon.
AUGGCAUCGCUUGUCGGGGACAUAUACACAGGAUUCAUGGACUAUAAGAAUGCAUACGAAAAUCCUAAACUCAUAUGGACCUUGAUUGGCGCCAUGUUUGCGCUUGUUUCACUAUUUGCAAUUACACCUGAACCUUAUGAAAUUUACAAGAAUCGAACAAACUUCGGACUUUCACCUCUUUUUACAUUUGCUAAUCAUAUGAGUAUGUGGCUCUUAGUAAUAAACUUUUUAUGCCUAAAUUAUCACGAAUUAGUCGGAAUUUUUCAACACAGUUUUGCCGAAACUAUACCAUCAUUAAUUGUUUUUGUAGAAUUUAUUGGCCAGUGGCUUAGUUUUAUGCCAACCGUUUUCAUGAUGCUUCAUUAUGAUGAUCGAGAGCACAACAAAGAUGAAUCAGAGAAAACAAAAUUUAUACACAAGCUUAUUAAUAAUGGCUUAGUCAUUCUCAACGUAUCUUUGGUCAUUAUAAUGAUCGGCUUCUGGCUUUUAGUCGGAAUGUUUAUUAGUUUUGAAUGCAGCAUCAUAAACUACUAUGGACAAGUAUGCGGAUUUGUAUCCACUGUACUAGUCUUUAUCCAAUAUGUUCCUCAGUUUAUUAUGACAAUUAAAAUCAGAGAUAAUGGAUCAUUAUCGCUACUUAUGCUUGAAAUUUUAGGUCCAACUGAAAUUAUGAAUGGAAUCUAUAUGGCUGUUGUCUUGAAAGAAGAAUGGUCAACCUACCUUGCAAGCUUUGCAGAGGGAACAUUCCAACUAUCCCUACUACUAUUAUGUAUAAUGUUCAAGAUAUACAACAAAAUCAAGAAACCAGCUCCAAAUUUUCCAAAUUUAUCUUCAACAGUAUUAUCACCUAUCAUUCCAGUCAAUAUACCAUAG